Messenger RNA from Teleopsis dalmanni, 1011 nucleotides. Its product is annotated as odorant receptor 7a-like. The coding region runs from base 1 to 1011 and encodes 336 amino acids. The record is from RefSeq and is a predicted model, not a curated record. Gene Ontology annotation, cellular component: plasma membrane. Gene Ontology annotation, molecular function: odorant binding; olfactory receptor activity. Lineage: Eukaryota; Metazoa; Arthropoda; Insecta; Diptera; Diopsidae. The transcript is spliced from 3 exons. Gene Ontology annotation, biological process: sensory perception of smell; detection of chemical stimulus involved in sensory perception of smell.
AUGGGUUUCUUCACCAUACCAGACGCGGAACUUCAAAUUGGUAAUCUGCUAACAUCACUUCAAGUUAAUUUUGAUGUUUGUGGUGGAUCCUUAAAGUUAAUUUAUCUCAUAUUUUUUAUACGUAAAUUGCGUUCUGCACAUGCAAUCCUAGACAUCUUAGAUAAACGUUGUCGUGACGCUGAUGAAAUAAAUGAAAUCGAAAAUGCAAAUACCUUUGGACGUGGUUGUAUACUCGCAUUUGCAUUCGCCUAUGUAAGCUACACCAUAACUACAUGUUUAGGUUCUGUUAUAAUGGGUCACCCACCAUAUUCACUCUAUUUUCCUCAUAUAAAUUGGCGUCGUUCGAGUAUGGAGUUUUUUGCAGCAUCCACAAUGGAAACAUUUUUGAUGUUCCAAGGAUGUGUACAACAAAUUGUGAAUGACUCUUAUGCUGUGAUUUAUGUACGAAUCUUACGCGCUCAUAUGAAAAUUCUACUCCUACGCAUACAAAAGUUAUGCACCGAUAGGACUUUAAGUUUAGAACAGAACAAUCAAGCAUUGAAAUUGUGCGUAAAGGAUCAUCAAAAUAUAUUGGAACUCUACAAUAUCAUAUCUCCGAUUAUCUCUGUGACCAUGUUCAUACAACUUAUGAUAACUGCUACAAUACUUGGUACUACUUUGAUCAACCUUACGAUCUUUGCUCCUGAUCUAACUUCACGCAUCGGUUCAUGUUUUUUUAUAUUGGCUGUGGUUACACAAAGCUUUCCGAUCUGUUAUCAGGCGCAGUGUUUAAUGGAUGAGAGCAGUCGUCUAGCUGAAGUAAUUUUACACUCCCAUUGGGUGGAUCAGGAUAUGAGCUAUCGUAAAAUGCUGAUUUUUUAUAUGCAACGAACACAAAUUUUAAUGAAAUUAACGGCUGGAAAAAUUAUACCCAUUAAUUUAAAUAGUUUUUUAAGUAUUGCUAAAUUUUCAUUUUCACUAUACACAUUCAUCAAGGAAAUGAAUAUCAAAGAGAAAUUUGAUUUGACUUAA